Messenger RNA from Cuculus canorus (common cuckoo), 910 nucleotides. It is a transcript of the gene DCTN3, whose product is annotated as dynactin subunit 3. Gene Ontology annotation, cellular component: dynactin complex. The transcript has 7 exons. Gene Ontology annotation, biological process: cytoskeleton-dependent cytokinesis. Bases 40 to 594 code for a protein of 184 amino acids. The record is from RefSeq and is a predicted model, not a curated record. Lineage: Eukaryota; Metazoa; Chordata; Aves; Cuculiformes; Cuculidae.
CGGAAGCGGCGCGCGGCGCUUCCGGGGCGGUGGGCAAAGAUGGCGGUGGAACUGCAGCGGCUGGGAUGGCGCCUCGAGGAGCUGGAGCGGCGGGUCGGCGGCUGCGGCGGGGCCGAUGGAGCGCGCAAGGUGGCUGAUGAGCUGGUGAAGGUGCAAGUGGCACUGAACAACAUUGCCGGGAAGAGAGAAAGGAUCAAAAUCCUGUAUAAGAAAAUUGAGGAUGUAAUAAAAUACCUGGACCCUCAGUACAUUGAUAGGAUGGCUGUCCCAGAUGCCAUGAAGCUGCAGUUCAUCUUAGCAGAAGAGCAGGUUAUUCCAACCCAAGCAGCCCUUCUGGAGCAGGUGAAGAACCUCCAGCCUGUCCUGGACAGUGCGAGCAUCCGAGCGGUUCCUGACCAUGCAGCCAAACUACAGCGACUCUCUCAGAUCCACAUACAGCAGCAGGAACAGCGUCAGGAUCUCUCUGACAAUGUCAAGACACUCCUGGAAGACUACAACAAGAUGACCCUGCUUCUCUCCAAGCAGUUUGUUCAGUGGAAUGAAAUACUGACACGGCUGGAAACAGCCAAGGGAGGGAAACCUGCAGCAGAGUGAUGGUGGAGCCAGGAACAUGGAAAACCCCAGGGACUCUGCCGGCCUUGGAUUGCUCUGGAGAGGCUGCAGCACAGCUUGCACCCAGUUAUCUCGGCAUCUUCACACUUGGCGUGAGCAUGCAGCAGGUGACAUUGCAGCUCCUGGGGCUCCGUGGCUCCACAGCUGAGCUCUGCUGUCCUACAUCGAAGCCACACUACUCAUUAAUUUGCCACUGUUUGCAAAUCUUGCACUUCCCCUGAAUACAUUUUGGUUUGUAAUGUAUUUAAAAAUCCCUUUGUGCUCUACUACGAUCUACAAUAAAAGUCCUGGAAUGCUC